Molecule: messenger RNA, 5162 nt
Organism: Cryptomeria japonica (Japanese cedar)
Lineage: Eukaryota; Viridiplantae; Streptophyta; Pinopsida; Cupressales; Cupressaceae
Product: ABC transporter C family member 14
Exons: 12
Coding region: 247-4776 (1509 amino acids)
Biological process (GO): transmembrane transport
Cellular component (GO): plant-type vacuole; vacuolar membrane
Molecular function (GO): ABC-type transporter activity; ATP hydrolysis activity; ATP binding
Source: RefSeq, a predicted model, not a curated record
CUGGCUCCUUCCUGACUAUUACCUAUAUCAUAUUUCUCAUUCUCAAGACCAAUUUUAAUUUUCCAAAUUAAUUUAAAAUACAAGACCAGCCCACUGUCCAGUUGAUGACCCGCUGAAUUUUCCAAUCCACAUGCACGGCAUCUGCAAUAAAUUCUCCAUUCCAUUCACUAAAACUUAUGAGCAGCUACAAGAAGCCUUCUCCAGAUUGAUCUGUCGCUGGAUCAAUCUCCUGUGGCAGCAGGGGCAAUGGAGGCGUGGAUAAGUUCUGUAAGUUGCUCAGCUCCUCAGAGGUCGGUGGGGGCGGAUUUCCCUAUAUUAGAGGCUCUGGGAUGGGCGGUGCUCGCUCCAUGUCCUCAACGGACACUCUUCGCCAUGAUUGAUAUUGCUUUUAUGUUAUCGUUUCUUGUAUUCUCUGUUCAGAAGCUGUUCUCUAGACUGCUGUCAAUACAAAACUCUGUUCCUUCUAAAACUAAUCAGCGUCUCCAAACUGGCCUGAAAUUCAAGGCCACUUUGGCAAUCUUAGGAAUCGAAAGUUUGGUGCAUAUUGGGCUAUGCAUAUGGAGAUUUAGAAGGGGCCUUGGAACGAAAUGGGCUACUUAUGAGGCAAUCUAUACAGUAUUACAAACACUUUCAUGGAUUAUAUUUGCAGCAAUAGUUGGUCAUGAAAAGAAAUUCAGGGCUACUGUCCAUCCGAAGUCUCUCCGUCUGUGGUGGGUCAUCUGUUUCAUUCUGAAUGUGAUGUUUUUGGUUUCUGCAAUAUUCAGAUUCAUGUCUGGAAUCUACAGUGCAGAUAUCAGUAUUCGUGAGGAUGAUCUUUUUUCAUUGAUAGUGUUCCCUGCUAAUGGUUUUCUUCUAGUAAUAGCCAUUACAAAGGCUACAGGCAUCACUAUUGUUGAGGAAAGAGAAGGAAAAAAAUUAGAGGAACCGCUUCUUGUAGAAGAAACAGUUGGGGAUGGUAGUACUUCGAGUCGUGGCAAUGAAGAGGACUCUGUAACUCCUUAUGCUACAGCAGGAAUUUUAUCAAGAGCAACAUGGGCAUGGCUGAAUCCAGUACUAAACAAAGGAUACAAAAGUGCUUUGAAAUUAACAGAUGUUCCUGCACUAGCACCCUCUGAUAGUGCAGAAAAAAUGUACGAGCUGUUUAGAUCAAAUUGGCCAAAUGAUAAAGUCAGUCACCCUGUUUGCCGAACGUUGCUCCGCUGUUUUUGGCCGAACCUUGCACUGACCGCAUCCCUGGUCAUUGCAAAACUGUGUGUAAUGUAUAUAGGCCCAAUUUUAAUACAAAAAUUUGUCGAUUUUACUUCUGGAAAGCAAAUUUUUGCUUAUGAGGGCUAUGUGCUUGUAUUGAUCCUACUACUGGCAAAAUCGAUAGAGGUUCUGUGUUCACAUCAGUAUAACUUUCAAUGCCAGAAGCUAGGAAUGCUUAUAAGGUCUACUCUAAUUACUACUCUAUACAGAAAGGGGUUGAGAUUGUCAAGUUCUGCUAGGCAAGCUCAUGGUGUAGGACAGAUUGUGAAUUACAUGGCUGUAGAUGCUCAACAGCUUUCAGAUAUGAUGUUGCAGCUUCAUUACAUUUGGAUGAUGCCUCUCCAGGUAGGUGUGGCUUUAGCAUUGCUGUUUGGGGUUUUGGGCAUUUCUAUGUUGUCUGGCUUUUUCUGCAUGAUUGUCAUAAUGGGCAUUGUAGCAUGGGGAUCCAAAAGGAACAGAAGAUUUCAGUUCCAGUUGAUGAAAAUGCGUGACCUCCGAAUGAAGGCAACCAAUGAAAUGCUAAAUUAUAUGAGGGUGAUUAAGCUUCAGGCUUGGGAAGAACAUUUUCGGAACCGUGUAGAGUCUCUUCGGGAUUCUGAGUAUGAAUGGCUCUCCAAGUUUAUGUAUUCUGUUACUAUGAACGUAAUUGUUCUAUGGAGCACACCUUCCUUUGUAUCAGCAGUCACAUUUGCUGCGUGUGUACUAGUAGGAGUGAAUCUUACACCAGGAACAGUGUUUACAGCAACAUCCAUUUUCAAAAUUCUGCAGGAACCAAUUAGGAAUUUUCCUCAGGCUCUAAUAUCUCUAUCACAAGCCAUGGUAUCCUUGGAAAGGCUAGAUAGAUACAUGACCUGCAAGGAGCUUGAUACUGAGGCAGUUGAAAGAAUGCCAACUGGUGAAAAGCUUGCCGUUGUUGUUGAAAAUGGUAGUUUUGGUUGGGAUGAAGAGGAAUCUAAGCCUACUCUCCAGAAUAUCAAUAUAGAGAUUGAGCAUGGAUCUUUGGUGGCUAUUGUUGGCACUGUUGGAUGUGGGAAAUCCUCUUUAUUGUCAUCUGUUCUUGGGGAGAUGCCAAAAAUCUCUGGGAAGGUCAAGGUAAGUGGUACCACAGGGUAUGUGCCGCAAACGUCAUGGAUACAAAAUGGGACUAUAGAAGAAAACAUUUUAUUUAGACUGCCCAUGGACAUUUCCAAGUACAAUAAUGUCAUUCGGGUGUGUGCAUUGGAAAAGGAUUUAGAAAUGAUGGAGUUUGGAGACCAGACUGAAAUUGGAGAGCGAGGGAUUAAUCUUAGUGGUGGGCAGAAACAACGGAUUCAGCUGGCAAGAGCUGUCUAUCAGGACACAGAUAUUUAUCUUCUGGACGACGUUUUCAGUGCUGUGGAUGCUCACACUGGCUCUGAAAUUUACAAGGAAUGUGUGAGGGGUGCUCUCGGUCAAAAGACAAUUUUACUAGUUACUCACCAAGUAGACUUCUUGCAUGCAGCAGACCUUAUUUUGGUAAUGAGGGAUGGCAUGAUAGUGCAAUCAGGAAAGUAUAACGAGCUUAUGGGUCUAGGGACAGAUUUUGAAGCACUAGUUGCAGCACACGAGGAUGCUAUGGGAUCAGUUGAAACAGGAAAUGCAUCUAGUGUUCAUGCUAAUGAAAAAGAGCCAGAAAUGGUCCCAGAGGAACAAGUGGAUCAGAUCAAAAGUAAACCUGAUACUGCUGCUCAAGCACAACCUUACGAAUCAGCACCGAAGGCCAGUAAAGGAACAUCAAAGAUUGUAGAAGAUGAACAAAGAGAGACAGGGCACGUGAGUUGGAAAGUUUAUUGGUUGUACGUAACCAAAGUAUAUGGUUGGUCCAUUAUUUUAAUGCUGUUUAUAGUUCAAGUAGUAUGGCAGGCUGUUCAAGUAGGAAGCGACUAUUGGUUGGCAUUUGAAACAUCAGAUACAAACGGGAAAGGUUAUAAUCCAAAACUCUUCAUAGAAGUAUUUGUCAUACUUUCGGCUGGAGCAUGGAUUUGUAUACUUUUACGCUCCAUGUUGGUUGCAACAUUUGGACUCAAAACCUCUCAGAUAUUUUAUAAACAAAUGCUCUACAGCAUCUUUCGUGCUCCUAUGUCAUUUUUUGAUACGACUCCAUCAGGCAGAAUUCUGAGCAGGUCAUCUACAGAUCAAACGUCACUUGAUAUUUUUCUUCCAUUCUUUAUGGGAGGAUGUGUUUCAACAUAUUUCACAGGCAUUGCCAUCAUUGCUGUUACAUGCCAAGUUGCCUGGCCAACUAUUUUUGUGAUAGCGCCACUAGCUUGGGUGAAUGUUUGGUAUCAGAGGUUCUAUAUUACCUCCUCCCGAGAGCUGACCCGAUUAGAUCAAAUCACCAAAGCACCAGUCAUUCACCAUUUCUCAGAGUCCAUUGCAGGUGUUGUUAUGAUUCGAUGUUUUAAAAAGGAGGCAGGAUUUUCACAAGUGAAUGUUGAUCGCGUAAACUCUAACCUACGAAUGGAUUUUCACAACAAUGCAUCGAAUGAAUGGCUUGGAUAUCGCUUGGAGAUGAUUGGAACUACUGUUUUAUGUGCCUCCGCCCUGUUUCUGGUUUGUCUACCAAGCAACAUCAUCAAACCAGAACUUGUCGGAUUAUCUCUGUCAUAUGGCUUGUCUCUCAAUGCAAUGCUAUUUUGGUCGGUUUGGCUCUCUUGUUUGGUUGAAAAUAAGAUGGUUGCUGUUGAAAGGAUUAGACAAUUUACAACAAUUCCAUCAGAGGCAGCAUGGGUAGUUCCAGAUAGUACACCACCUUCUAGUUGGCCCAAUGAAGGAAAUGUUGAAUUGAGGGAGUUGCAGGUUCGUUAUCGUCCAAAUACUCCCCUAGUUCUGAAAGGCAUAAGUCUGAAAAUCAGAGGAGGAGAAAAGAUUGGUGUUGUAGGCCGAACUGGAAGUGGGAAAUCGACUCUCAUUCAAGCUAUGUUUCGGCUUGUUGAACCAGCUGGAGGAAAAAUAAUUGUUGAUCAAGUGGAUAUAACCAAGUUGGGCCUUCACGAUGUUCGAUCUCGAUUUGGAAUCAUACCACAGGAGCCUGUUCUUUUCGAGGGUACAGUUAGAAGCAACAUUGACCCCCUUGGACAAUACUCUGAUGAUCAGAUCUGGCAGAGCCUUGAACGAUGCCAGCUUGCCAAUGUAGUUGCCAACAAAAAUGGGAAACUUGACUCCUUGGUGGUUGACAAUGGAGACAAUUGGAGUGUGGGACAAAGGCAGCUUCUUUGUCUGGGAAGAGUUAUGUUGAAACACAGUCGAAUCCUGUUCCUAGAUGAAGCAACAGCAUCAGUGGAUGCACAAACAGAUGCUGUGAUCCAAAAGAUCAUACGCGAAGACUUCUCUUCUUGUACCAUAAUCAGCAUUGCCCACAGAAUACCCACAGUCAUGGACUGUGACAAAGUUUUGGUUGUGGAUGCGGGAAUUGCUAAAGAAUUUGACAAGCCAUCCAAGCUACUAGAACAUCCAUCCUUAUUUGGAGCACUAGUCCAGGAAUAUGCUACUCGGUCAUGCGAUGUGUGAAUCCCAGAAAAUCAAGUAUUCCUCUGCUGGGUUUCUUCCAUAAAGGAGGAAAUCAGACUCUUAGAUCUUGAUAGCAGCUCAACUGCUUCAUUCAUAUUCUACAACUCCUCCUUCAGAUUCAUUCUGCAAGUUCUCAUUUGCAAAACAUUAUGGAUACAACCGUGAUCAGUCCACUUUAUUUCAUUUUGGGUUAAAACUAGUAACUAGAUAACUCUUCAGGGAUAGUUAAAUUAUAGUUUACACCCAGGCUUUGAGAAGCUUUACAAUUUAAUCUAUGCUUUCUUCCAUCUGGUGAUGGCAUUAAUUACUAUUGGGCCAAGGGCUUCCCUAAAAAGAACCAUAUUUUGUAUAUUUAAAAAAAAGUGGAAUUUAUGGGGAUUUUAUUA